Kwoniella botswanensis is the source of this 339-nucleotide messenger RNA. RefSeq lists its product as uncharacterized. Lineage: Eukaryota; Fungi; Basidiomycota; Tremellomycetes; Tremellales; Cryptococcaceae. The record is from RefSeq and is a predicted model, not a curated record. The coding region runs from base 1 to 339 and encodes 112 amino acids. The transcript is spliced from 4 exons.
AUGGCAGAAGACAAAAAGAAAUUCCCAUUACCUCCCGGAGUAGGAGCAGGUAAACCCGAUCAUCCGUUCGCAGUAACGGUGGAAGAUCCCAUCCCAAAUGCAAUUGUACCUGAUGGAUAUGGGAUCAAGUAUCAUGCGUAUCACACGAUCUUACCUGCCGGUACAUCCUUACCUGGUGGAGCGGUACUUCCAAUGUCAUCAGUUGCUGAUUUCCCGAUGGUCUUACCUAUGGGUACCAAAUUACCUGGAGGAGUCAUGGUUCCUAUCGUGAUGCAGAAAGUAGAGAAAAAAUCAGUUGCCGCUUCUGAUCCACCAGGACCAAUCUGUUCCAUCCAAUAA